Molecule: messenger RNA, 387 nt
Organism: Parnassius apollo (apollo)
Lineage: Eukaryota; Metazoa; Arthropoda; Insecta; Lepidoptera; Papilionidae
Source: the annotation of a GenBank genome assembly
AUGUGGUUCAGUUUUACUGCGAUCGGAGCAAUUGCCUCUUGCAUUAUAAUUGUAAGUCUGUGGGAAAAGUUCCAAACAAACCCUACCAUAACAGGCUUAGAUACCGAUUUCCAUAACUGGGAUGUGCCUUUCCCUGCGGUAACGAUUUGUGACGUCAACCCUGUCGAUGAAGAAUUAUUGCAGGAAUAUAUUGAGCAAACAUGGCCUUCAGAAGUACCGGCAAAUGCAAGCGACAUGUUGCAAUGGCUAGUAACGUUGAGUUAUCGUUCUAUUGCCGAAAGCGCCUCCAAGUAUGCAACGCAGCCUGAUCUAGUGGGACGAACUAUUAAUGAUGCUCCCGCGCCGGCUAUGGACCCAAAGGAAGCUGUUUUCAGUGUAGGUUACUAA